This is a messenger RNA of Brassica rapa (field mustard), 1272 nucleotides long. RefSeq lists its product as uncharacterized. Gene Ontology annotation, molecular function: protein dimerization activity. The record is from RefSeq and is a predicted model, not a curated record. Lineage: Eukaryota; Viridiplantae; Streptophyta; Magnoliopsida; Brassicales; Brassicaceae.
AUGUCCACUACAUGUGAGAAAGGAGUUAAUCAGACACAAGCAGAUGAAGGAAGACGAGAUAGCAGGAUGAAUGCCAAAGAUUGCAUAACCAUGACUCAGUUUCUCAAACAGCAGAAACCUUUAAGGGAUAUGGUGAAUUCUGCUGAAUGGAGUGAGUCUAAAUGGCCCAAAGAAGCUGGAGCAAGAAAAGUUAGACAGUAUCUUAUGCAAGCGAGUUUUUGGAAUAAUAUUCGACGUGCUCUGAAGCUUAUGACUCCUCUUGUCAAAGUACUUAGGAUGGUUGAUGGAGAGAAAAAUGGAGAGAAAAAACCAGCUAUGGGAUACAUUUAUGCAGCCAUGGACAGUGCAAAAGAGACAAUCGCAAGGGAUUUAAACUGGAAUAAAGAGAAGUACGAAAAAGCCUUUGAGAUCAUUGACAAAAGGUGGCAGUGUCAGCUUCACCAUCCUUUGCAUGCUGCUGGGUAUUUCCUAAACCCUUCAAUCCAUUACAAAUAUCACGAUGAUGUACAUUGCGCCGAAGUGGAAGGGGGCUUGUUGGUUCCAGAUACAAAGACUCAAGACAAGAUAAUGACAGAGUUGGAUGCUUUCAAGGAUGCUACUGGUAUCUUCGGCCACGACAUGGCCAUUAGGCAAAAAGAUAUCAAAGCACCAGCUGAAUGGUGGUCUUGUUAUGGAUCUUCUGCUCCAAAUCUCAGAAGCUUUGCUGUUAAGAUCCUUAGUAUGACUUGUAGUGCUACUGGUUGUGAAAGAAAUUGCAGUGAUUUCCAACUUCUUCAUACGAAGAAGAGAAAUCGGCUAGCACAACAUUGGCUGAACAACAUGGUUUUUGUGAAGUAUAACAGAACUCUAAAACGCAGAAGCUUAAGAAGUGUGUGUGUCACCAGAGAUCCUAUUCUUUUGGAUGAAAUUGAUGACAGCAAUGAGUGGUUGAUUGGAAGAAUGGAUGGAGAUUCAUCUGAUAAUGAUGAUUUGGUGUGGGGAGAUGAUGAUUUGUCAUGGAAUGUUGUGAACCAAGCUAUGGGUGUUGAAGAACCCAGCUAUUCUACUAGAGGAGCUGGAGCAAAACGUGCAAGUUCAUCUAAAACAGAUAAAGAAAAAGGUAUUGCUAGCUCAAACCAGAAGCAAUGUUACAUACCAUAUGCGCUUGUUAUGACAUUGGUUGAUGAGGAAGAUGAGUUGGAAGAAGAUUUAGAUGAAGAUGACCUUGGGUAUGAGGAUGUUGAGUACGAUGAUGAAGAUGAGAAUAUUGGUGUUUCUGAAGAUGAAUUUUAG